CAGUCGUACUCGUUAAUUGGACCUGAAGCACUGCGGGUGAAACGCUACACUCCAGAGCAUGUUUCCAACACAAAAUGGCAGCGGAAUGCCUUUAAAGUAUCUACCGUAACAGGAAAUUCUUGAGAUGUCAGGAAUUUAUCAUCAGACAAAAACGCCAUUGGUUGUUGACAUUGUGACAUCUUAAACACGUGCGCGGGGAGACGGUUGAACUGUUUGCAGUUUUUAUCAGUGGAUUAAGGGUUGGUCGGUCUUCAAUGUGUGUUGUCCGUCGGUCUGUCAAUCUGUAUGUCCGUGUGGAGGUGUGGAGGUGUUGUGAUCCCCUCCCAGGCUAUUCAUGCAUGAUCCAGGAUUGUGUCGGGACAACAGGCGAGACUAUGUUAGUGUGCCUGCCAGUGACGAGCAGGUCGGCCUUCUUCAAAAAUACACCGUGACAGAGGAUACAAAUGGAGGAUAUUUUACCGAUAACCUGCGUUCAUCGGCUGUGCUUGACGGUUCUAAUUUCACAAAUGAAAAACUCAAGCCUGAGGACAAUGGGCAGCCCCCGUUUGCCCCCCCUCCCCGUUCGCCCGGCCACGCCCUUCCGCCAAAAGACGAUGGGGGAGGGAAAUUAUGUGCCAGGAACAUCCGAACGAGAGAAGUGAUACUUAUAGUGAUUGGUUGUGUUUUACUUAUCGGAGUAGCGGUUGGGACAGCUGUCGCCAUCAUACUGAGUCAGUCAGAUUCAUCGUCUUCAUCAACAUUGACAACAUCAUCUCCGUCCACAUCAUCGUCAUCAACAACACCAGUUCAUAUAUCAUACGAUGGCAGUUUAACAUUACAACACGAAUGGAAGGGUACAGAAGAAGAGUUAAAAACAAUUUUUUCAAGCGAGAUGGAUAUCAUAGUGGAAGACACACCUUUAGAAGAAUCCUACUCUGGCUCCGAUGUCCGGAGUUAUAGUGAGACAACCAGUCAGCUGGCGUUCACUCUGUUUUUCACAUCGGGGCUACUGGACUUACCGGUGCCCACCCCAAGCCCGGGGGUAACGGACAGGCACGGGUCCUUCAUCGAGACCCAGCUCAGGGAGUCUGGAGCCGGAAAGGACAGCUCCCUGGGGAUAGAUUCAAAAACUAUAAAUAUUGUUGAACACAUUCCAAGUUCGUCAUUAUCAUCAACAACAGCUUCAUCAACAUCAGAGUCAACAUCGCCAUCAGAGUUAACAUCAACAUCAACGACAUCAUCAUCAUCAUCAUCAACAUCAUCAGUGACACCAUCAACAUCAACUCUAUCUACAACAGCAUAUCCAUCUUCUUCAGUUACAACACAAACGACAACUUUACAGAGUGCUACUACAACUGUGCCUUUACCUCCAACGCAAUGCUCCCCUCUUGCCUUCGACCUCUGCCGCAGCGUCGGUUAUAACGUCACCUACUUGCCCAACAUGUGGGGGAGCACCACAGAAGACCAGGCCAUCUCUCACUUCUACCAGAUCGUCAACAGCACGCUGCAGUCAGAAUGUUCCCCUCUCACGCUCUUCUACUUCUGUGGACUUUUCUUCCCUGAAUGCAAUAUUUACCAUCAAUUUAUCUACCCUUGCGUCGAUGUGUGUGAGGCCGUCAACCGAAAUUGCAUUGAGGAAAACACCCUCCGCAUCAACUGCAGCUUCUACAACACCUCUCUGCCGUGUCUGUCGCCGCCGUCCCCACCCACAACGACAGUAGCACCCGUCAGCUCCACCCCACCUAACUCUUGUACAGCUUUAACUUUGGACACUUGUAGAAACGUGGGCUACAACAGGACCUUUCUUCCCAAUAUUAUGCUACAUGGAUCUAUCAGCGAUGCUGUUGAUGGGUUCCACAUGCUACCGGAAACAGUCCUACACUCCAACUGUUCAGAGUUGGUGACGUUCUAUCUAUGUGGAUUAUACUUCCCUGAAUGCAGCGAGGAUGGAAAACCGUUAUACCCUUGCAAGUCUUUGUGUGAAGAGCUUGCUGCAACCUGUGGGUCCUCCGUUACCAUGCUUGGUUGUGACUUCCAUAACAAUUACAACAGCUGCAUGGCUGCACCACCAACACCAACAACACCGACAACGACUACUUCCACUACAACUGUAACUACGACUACUACUGUCUCAACUCCUACAACGCCAGAUAAAUGCAUUGAGUUUGAAGAAGAGCUGUGUAACAAGAUCGGAUUUAACAUGACGUUGAUGCCCAACGUUUUCGGACUGCCGACAAUAGAAGAUGCAAAGCAGUAUUUCGCCCAGUUUCCGAAGGGCAUAGUGCAAGCAGAGUGCUCUCCCUUGACUGAAUUUUAUGUCUGUGGUUUAAUAUUUCCCAAGUGUGGAGAUGAGGGGCAAAUUCUGCAGCCAUGUAGAAACGUUUGCCAAGCGAUACGGCGAGACUGUUCCACCGCAAAGUCCAUGUUCGACUGUGAAGGGAAUAUGUUCAGUGACACCGACUGCCUACAUCCCCCACCUGAACUGCUUACAACAACAACAUCAACAACAACGACGUCGACAACCACAACAACAACGACAACUCCUCCUGCGGUCUGUACAAGCAUGGCACCAUUCACCAAAUGUGCAGAUGUCGGGUAUAACACGACCAAAUUCCCAAAUCUGUUUGGAGAUACAAUCAUGGCGACCGCAAUAAACAACUUUGACGGUUUUGCGGGAAAAAGUCUUCAGAAUAACUGUUCCUCCAUCGGACUUGACUUCUUCUGUGCCUUGCUGUUCCCCAGGUGCGAGGAAACGCCUGGCUUCAAGGGGAUGCAACCCUGCAAGGAUUUCUGUGACGCUGUGGUCGGGAGCUGUGCGAGUUACAUGCCCUUUCCAUUUGAUUGUAACUACCUCCCCUCCGACCCGAGCAAGUGUAUCGCAGCGCCCUACACCCCUCCCACCCGGGGGCCACCACAGUGUGUGAACCAGACGUUCGGCUACUGCAGAGAGGAAGGGUUCACCAACACCCGCCUCCCUAACUGGUUCGCAGAGUCGGCCGCGGGGUCAGAGAUCGCUUUCAACCAGUACGGCAAGUCCACGAUCCAGUCCGGCUGUUCCUACCUGUCCAAGUUCUUCUACUGCGGGAUAAUGUUCCCCCAGUGUGAGGAAGACGGGAACGUCACCUUACCCUGCAGGAGCGUGUGUGAGGAAAUGACAGCUAGCUGUGGUUCAGUAUGGAGUUUCCCCAUGGACUGCCGGGUGUUUCCCGAUGACACAGAGAAGUGUCUCCUGCCCAAGGCCCCGCCCACGACGACCACAGCAAUAGCCCCCUCCACCACACAAGCCCAGGCUGGGUGUCGUCGGAUGACAGUGGACCUGUGCAAGGUGUUCGGCUACAACGUGACCUACCUCCCCGACGGCUGGGCCUACACCACUCUGACGGAAGCCUUCAAGGCGUACGAGACCUUCGGGGAACGCGGCGUGGCCCUCGGAUGUUCAGAGAACGCCAUGUUUUACUUCUGCUCGGUGUUGUUCCCACCGUGCGUCAACGGCAAGCCACAGUGGCCAUGUAGGGACGUAUGUGAAGACGUCAACAACAACUGUCUGUGGACAAAGGACCUGUUCAGGCAAGACUGUGCCAUCCUGUCUGAUCCUGAUGAAGCCACCUGUCUUCGACCUCAGCCCAAAACACCGUGUGCGGCGAACGAAUUUUCAUGUUUUGGCACCAAUAAGUGUGUACCGAAGAGCUCCGUCUGCAACAGAUAUAACGACUGCGGUGAUUGGUCGGAUGAGAGGAACUGUCCGGCGUGUAAUGAGUUCCAGCACAGGUGCGAGAUGGGGUUCUGCAUCAAGUCCUACCAGAGGUGUAACGGCGUGGUGGACUGCCCCGACCGUAGUGACGAGAUCAACUGCAACUGUAGUUACGGGCAGUACUCCUGCGCUGAUGGGACCUGCAUAAUGUCGGAGUGGGUCUGCGAUGGAGAGAACGACUGCAGCAACGGGAAGGAUGAAGCAGACUGUGGUGCGUGCAAAAGGUCGGAGUUUGCUUGCCGGAGUGGCGAGUGUCUGCCUAUAGACCAGCACUGUGACGGCACUCCCCAGUGCGCAGACCUCUCAGACGAGCGCCAGUGUAUCUUUGCUCCUGAGGAGAAGCGGCCGUUCAGCCUGCGGUUCGAGCAGGAAGGACUGAUCCCUGUGUGUGCCUCCACGUUUAACUCCACCAUGGCGGACCUGGCGUGUAAGAAGCUUGGACACAAAGGUCAUGAAGAAUGGCGGACGGUUCGACAUACGGUUUUUGCCUAUGCAGUCAUUGACGGCGUGGGGCCAGAGACGACCGUCAUCGGGCGCGCUACAAUAAGAAGCAGCUGUCCUGGUUACUCGGCAGUAGUUUUGAAAUGUCACCCUAAAGAGUGUGGACACCCAAAACCCCACCGCGUCUCCUACAUCGUCAACGGCAAUAACGCCAUCGACGGAGAGUGGCCUUGGCAGGCUUCGAUACAGAAGAAGGGGAAACACUUUUGCGGGGGCGCCCUCGUCAGCCGCAACUUCAUCGUUACGGCCGCACACUGUGUUGAAGCGUACACAAGUGACCACAAAAACAUCGAGGUGGUCCUUGGAGCGUCCAACGUCAGUGCAAAGGAACCGCAGCAACAACGUUACAACGUUAAGAGCCUGACCAUUCACAACCACAUCUACCACCAAAAGAACGACAUCGCCCUUGUCGAGAUCGACGGCACCGUCAACUACACCGACUACAUCCGCCCCAUCUGUCUUCCCGACAAGGAUGAUGUGUUCACAAAGACCACCCAGUGUUAUGCAGCAGGCUGGGGAAUGACCAGGGCAGACGGUCCAGCGUCCCAGUGGCUGAAGGACGCCAAGAUGCGACUGUGGAACACGGCCAAGUGUAACGGGUCCUACGCCUGGAAUGGCGCCAUCAGCGAGACUCACCUGUGUGCUGGCUACUACUCCGGGCUCAUCUCUAUCUGUGUGGGUGACAGUGGCGGCCCUUUGAUGUGCCAGACGAAUGACAACAACUGGAAGUUGGUGGGCGUGGCCAGCUACGUGGCCAAAGGCUGCAACGUGCCCGCUCGCCCCUCCGUCUUCAGCGACGUCAACGUCUUCAAGGAGUGGAUUGAAGACAAAAUAGAGUGCAAGUUCCGCUGCAGGAAUGGCAAGUGUAUAUUUGACCGGGAGAAGCUGUGUGAUCGGAAAAACGACUGUGGCGACAACUCGGAUGAGAUCGAACUCUGCAACAUCUCUGUCAACUGUACAUUUGAUGACAAGUUUCUGUGCGGUUACAACGGCAGCUGGCACCUUCGCACUAAGAGCGACUACGACAACCGUUACCCACUGUACGACCACACACACGGUGCCUACCCGGGUAUGUUCAUGAUCGCGAAGUCUCGCGGCAAGCCCCUAGCGUCCCCCCGUUUCACCAUUAACACCACCCACUGUGCCAGCUUCUACUACCACAUGCGGGGACGAGUAACCGGUGGGCUUCAGGUGUGGACUCACAGACUCCCGGAAGUGGGCAAGAAUGACUGGUUGCCCGUCUUCCGUAGGAACCAUUACAUGGGCGAGGACAAUUGGGUGCGGGGGGAGUUCACGAUCACCCCCGAAUCUUAUGAGAUAGUCUUCUUCUCUGAUGAGCAGGGGAGGAUUGCUGUCGAUGAUUUUAUGAUGGUGCCCGGAGCCUGUGCCGACAACGGUUGCCCUGACGACAUGGUGGCGUGCACUUCCGGUGUGACCCUGCAGUGUAUUUGGAAGGACGCGCUGUGCAACAUGGUGGCGGACUGUGACAAGGGUGAAGAUGAGUCGCGGUGUGCGGCGCCUGCUUUGGCAUGUGACUUCGAGAGCGGCCUGGAGUGUGGACUGCGGCAGGCGACCGAUGAUGACACCCACGCCGAAUGGAGAAUGAUGAAUGCCUCUACCACUGACAGGGAACUCACUGACAAUACCUACAAGAACUCAUCAGGUGUGAUGCUUCUACUGGACACCAACUAUCUCCUGGAGGACAAGGAGGUGAAGAUGCACCAGAAUCUCGUCCUGAACCAGCCCACAAGCUGUCUCAAGUUCAGCUACUUCAGCAACUCCCCAGGCACCAUGGAGAUUACGUACACGAGGAAUGGCUCAGGUGUCGCCAACCUGCUAUGGGACAUCAAGAACAGGCGAACCCACGGCUGGGCGAAGACGCAAGUGAACAUUCCCGUCUCCGGCAGCGUGAAGCUGGAGUACACCGUCAUCGGCGGUGUAUACGACCAAACCUAUAAACCCUUCAUCGCAAUAGACGACAUCCACAUCACUGAGGGCACGUGUGGCCAGUUUGAUUGUGAUCAAGAUCUAAUGCCCUGUGCUUCUGAGAACUACUGCCUACCUCAAGGCAGUUUCUGCGACCGUCGUGUGGAUUGUAAGGACGCCAGUGAUGAAGCCGGGUGUAAAUGCACAGCCGAGGAGUUCAAGUGUCCUGACGGCCCUUGCAUCCCGCUGGAGAAAACAUGCGAUAGACACAUGGACUGUUUGGACAACACAGAUGAAGCGGAGAUAUGCUCACAUCUUGUUUCGGUCAGCUGUGAUUUUGAAAACCACUUCCUCUGUGGUUACACAUUUAACGACACGGCGUACAAGUGGGCUCGUCGUUCAGGGGAGACAAUCACGCCUAGCACAGGACCAAACUCGGACCAUACUUUCGGCAAUCACACAGGUCACUACAUAUACGCAGACGGCACCGAUGGGGUCACAAAUGCAAUAACGACACUGGAGUCGCCCUCAUUCACCUCCAGUGGCAACGGUGUCAGCUUCUACUACCAAAUCUACAGCGCGUUCCAACAGUACCCCCAGUUCCAGAACAUGCACCUAGGCAACUUGACGGUAAAAGUGCGGGACAAUACGAACGGUGUGGUCACGCUUCUGUUUCAAGACAAAGCGGACGGGAAUCAGAGGUGGAAGCGUCAGUGUAUGGACCUACCAGUGUCCCAGAGCCUCACGCUGGUGUUUGUUGCUCAGAGAGGUAAUAGGACACAAGCUGAUGUGGCAAUAGAUGAUGUGAGACUCCUCAACAACAGAUGUCAGGACGAACUCCCAGAUUCCAUUUCCACGAUCCCGACAACUGCCGCACCUGGAAGCUGUGAAUCCGGAAAGCGGAAGUGUGACAACGGGAUGUGCGCACCGGCGGAAUACUUCUGUGACGGUAUUAAGUACGACUGCGUGGACAACAGUGACGAACGCAACUGCUGAACGCACACGUGAACAUGAUGCGUGCUCUAUUCUGUGAUAUCUCGGGAAACAACCACCAGAUCUGAGUCAUCGGGAAAAAAUCAAUACUCCAAAGAAGAAAUUUGAAAUAUAUAUUGUUAAACAUAGAAAUUCUGUGAAACUACAAUUUUCAGGUCUCUCUGUAUAAAAAAGUAAUAUUCAUCCAUUCUUUCUAAUAGUUCGAGAAAAUUUAAAUGAUGAAAAGUGUUUAGGUAAACACCCGUUUAUGGCAUUGACGAAAUUAAUUAAUUAUUUGGAUAUUAAUUGUAUAUGUAUUGAUGUGAUUUGUUUGUUUAUUAUUUACAUAUUGUUAAGAUUAAUGUUCUUUCUGUUGGAUAUUUUCUACUUUUUAUAUUACGCGCGGUAUUAGAAAUGUGGAUGUGAAGUGUAUUAUAGAGGUCAGUUGUCAUCUUUGUAUAUGGAAGUUAUUUCGUGAAAGGUUUUGUUAAAUGUUAAUAUCUGUCAUUCAUUGGAGACGUUUUUUUAAUAUUACGAUAUUAAUUCAAUAUUAUUCCACCAUGUGAUGUGUUCGGGAAUGCCUAUUCGUAAUACACUUGUUAUGUAGACUUUUCCUACACGUGUAAAAAAGGGUGUUACAAGUGACAAAUUUAUUGUUUGGAAAUAGAUUACAACAGUUGUGAUAAUAGUUCUGUAUUCCAUGUAAAUAUUAAUGCGCAUUAUAAACAAUGUUUUAACCUUCAAGAUGAUCACAACUUACGCCAUUAUGGUUUUCUUAAGGUAAAGCACGCUUACAGAAAACCCCGUUAGUACAGACCCAGUUAACAUUAACAUGUAAAGACCCUGAAUAACAAUACGUCUGGGUUAACGGGGUUUCACUGAUUUAUAACUGGAACGCAAAUGUAUACUCAUUUUUAAAGUGCAUUUAUGGUUAUGACAGUUCUGGUGGUUAUGAUCGUGGGGGGAGGGGGUCUUUCAGUGAACAAAGGGUCUAUUUAUGUCUUAAAGAUUUAUAUGUAUCCGUACGAUUUAUUUGUAUCAGUGGUUGUGAUGAAGAGGUGACAAAACGCUGCUAUUCAGAGUUGCUUAUGUUUAAUGGCAGAACCUGUCUGUGCUAUACAUAUUAUAUAUAUAUUUAUGUUAAUUAUGAGCAAGAUACUUGUAUUAUAUUAUAUUGUAUAUUCAGAACGGCCGAAUGUACGAAUGUAGGAGCGUAUGAACGAAUGGUUCCAAAUCUAUUUAAUCCAUCUGCCUUUACUUAAGUAUGUGUUCGUCUUCAUACCAGUGCAAAUAGUAUUCAUCUUAUCUCACACGCUACUUUCAUUUAGCAAGGUUAUAUUAUCUUCCAUAAAGAGAAGUCUAAUACUCACGUCUUUUCAUCAAUUGAAACUUUCAAUUCAUCACCCACGUAGAAAUGCCUUCUACUUUUUCAACAUGUAUUCGCUCAGGUCUGAUGUUUAGAACAAUAUAUUCAUGCUAUCGUCAAUUCACGACUCAGUAGUACAUUUUCACUUGAGAAUAUCCCGUUUCUUUAUCUCAAAAUAUGCACUUUCAUCUUUCUGUUUAGCUAUCACUGUGUGUGCAUCGCUCCAUAGUGACCGUACAGCCUUGUUUUACAUACGUAUAGAAAGCCCUGGUAUAAAAGUGUUUUACAUUAAGUUGUGUUGUGGCGCGUUGUAGCUCACCCUUCCAAGAGAGCUUACAGAAACCGUUGAAUGUUUAGAUGUUUAGAUUUCUUAGCCCACCGUUUAGUAUGAUUUCUACUCGGGGUUUUUAAUGUUUACUGUCUCACCGUCUGCUCAUCUCGACAAUAUAUACAUAGAUAGAUAGAUAGAUUCUUAUUUUUAAAGUCAGGGGCCAUUUUAAAUUGUUGGGCGAAAGAAAUUAUACACUUGAAAAUCGGAUUUGACCGAACAAUUACGAACGUUACCAAAAGGCUACAAGUCUGAAAACAGUCGCCGAAACACUGCCAUCGUAAGGUCCAGAACGCAGCCGGCAGUCUGAUACUCAAUGGUAUGAUGCAUGUAAUAUCGCC
Haliotis rufescens (red abalone) is the source of this 9164-nucleotide messenger RNA. RefSeq lists its product as uncharacterized. The record is from RefSeq and is a predicted model, not a curated record. Gene Ontology annotation, biological process: non-canonical Wnt signaling pathway; proteolysis; canonical Wnt signaling pathway. The transcript has 44 exons. Gene Ontology annotation, molecular function: serine-type endopeptidase activity; Wnt receptor activity; Wnt-protein binding. NCBI's taxonomy places the organism in Eukaryota, Metazoa, Mollusca, Gastropoda, Lepetellida, Haliotidae. Gene Ontology annotation, cellular component: plasma membrane. The coding region runs from base 335 to 7153 and encodes 2272 amino acids.